Molecule: messenger RNA, 2634 nt
Organism: Coprinopsis cinerea okayama7#130
Lineage: Eukaryota; Fungi; Basidiomycota; Agaricomycetes; Agaricales; Psathyrellaceae
Exons: 3
Coding region: 1-2634 (877 amino acids)
Source: RefSeq, a predicted model, not a curated record
AUGGAACACGAAGGCGAUUGGGUUGGCGAUAGCGAGAACGAGGACGAAUUCGCGAUGACCACCAUGGGCCAUGAGGGUCGAAGUCUGAGUCAAAUUUCGAUGGAACUCGAGUUGCAGGCGUCUCGAGCUAAGGCGAUUGAGGAAACGUCGCACAUCUCAACAUUUUCGACAGUAGACGCCCAAGCCGGACCGUCAAAGGCGGUUUCUUCGAUCAACCCUUUCAGCUCUCCGUCGAAGCGACAGGAUGGCAAUGACGGCGUUUCCUCGUCUAUAUCUACCUUGACGACACCUUCGCUUACAAGACCAAGACCAAGACCAAGACCUAGGCCUCUGCAGGCGAAGAAGAAAACGCUGUCCGACGACGACCCCACUGUAACAGCGGAUUCCUCCGGGCGCUCCACAUUUAAUUUCUUGGAUCAGAUAGUGAACACUGGCAGCAGGGAAAUCGAAUUACCAACCUCGUCUGAAGCUCCUGCCUUUGAUUUUCCUGACAUGCUCAGCAUAGCAGACCGAGCAAAGACACGUCAACGAGGAACGACCGCGACGCAGGCGAUUGGCCACGACAGCACAAGAGAAUUAGGGGGGAAUGGCAAGGAGAGAAUUCUCGCAUCUACAAAGUCGACCCUGGCCAAACCUUCUGCUUCGAAGAGAUCCAAGGGCAAAGCGAAAGCAGCCCCAGACCCGUCCGCCGAAGUCAUUGAGUUGACCGACGAUUCAGGCGACGAGCUCAACCUUACCAAUAAGAAACAGAAGAAGAAAGCGGCCAGGAGUUCCGCUCCAAAUCACUCGCCAUCUGACCAAUUACUGCCAUCGGGCCCAUUGGAGCAGACGAAACCUCCCCGUCCUCGCCCGCGCCCUAGAGCAAAGAGAUUGACGACCACAGACGACAAAACACUUUCAGACCCACCAGGACCUCCCGUUACCGACAUUCCUUCAUCCUUCCCAAACCAACCCGCUCAGAACCCUGCGAUCCCAUCCUCCCUCCCUCCCUCCGACUUUCCGCUCACAUCCCAACCUCCCGCCGGCGAACAUCUGGACGUUCCUCGGAUUGAGACGCUCGCUGCGACUGCCAAUGGGAGUAGUUCCUCCCAGAAAGACCAGUCAGACUUCGAUGAGCUUCUUGGCGAUGACAUUGACUUACCUCCCAUCGACCCCAAGAACGGCCCGCCACCCACUUUCUUCGCUGCAUCAUCAUCUCUGCCAACAACUGCAAAGGGCGUCGACCAGCGGGAAGUCCUAAGCCAUGCUGAAAGGGACGUGGUGGAUCUGACCAUGUUUCCGACUCUCCCGCAUCCCGAGGGGAACCUCCCUCUGGCUGACAAGCCAAAGCGAAAGAAGUCCAAGAAGGCGAGGGACGACGAGGACGGGUACGAUCCUGAUUUUGAUGCAAAUGAUCAUCCUCCCAAGAAGAAGAAAUCCUCCAAGAAGAAAACUGGUCAAGUGGAGGUCGUUAUCACGUCGAGGACAGGGUCAAACGCAAUCACAGAAGGUCAUGGGGACGACUCGAUGAGGCUAGUCCAGGAUGGAAAGGACAAGAAGAAGAAAAAGUCGAAGUCCAAAGAGAAGUCCAAGGAAACCAAUGGGAAGAAAGGGAACGAGACUCAAGAGGUAUUCAAGAGCAACGAGUUCAUUGAGGACUCUGAUGAAGAUCCUCUGGCACAGCCCAAUUCUGCGCCUUCCGACCCCGCCAAAGCACCGGUCAUUCCCAGUCCUCUAGAACCAGCACCAGACCCCCGGCCUCCUUCGCGGCCCCUUAGCCCUCUCUCUGACAUCGAUAUGGACACUGAUCUAGAGCCUCCAACGAGGCCGAAGGCCGCAAAAAAGAGAAAGUCAAUGGCCAUCCCUGAUGAUAAAGGCGACCAGGGCAAUGGGGUCUCUUCCACUGCAGCAAGUCCAAGCAAGCGACAGAAGGUAACCAAGUCGUCAGCGGAAAAGAACGACAACAGGACGAAAUCCCGCGAGGUCGAAGCUAGACUCGAGGCGAACGAACACGGAAGAGUCGAUCAUGAGCAAAGCAUGGCACCGUCGAAGGUUCAGUCGAAGAAACGGAAGACUGGGGUUGUCGUUUCCGACGAGGAGGACGAGGGUGAAGCCUGGAACAUCCUGACCAAGACUCCUGGCUCGAAAAAAGGGGCAGAUCAUCGAGAACCACCACAUCCUGAUCUGUCUAAGGAGAACAUUCAGCCUCUUUCGUCCCCUAAACCUAGUGAGAUGAGUGCCCCAGUUGCCAAGCCAUUCCACAGACGCCCCUCGAUCGCACCUCGCAAGUCGACACCAAUGACCGAACUCAUAAAGCGUGUCAACUCCCUUCCCAACUCGCCUUUCCCUGUGGCCUCGAGUGCCCGGGUGCCUGGAAUCAGCAGGGCGACUGCCUAUUCCCCCUACCUUAAAUCGUCGAGGACCGCUUUGUCGAAGAUCGCUCCUUUGCAUCCAAACAGACGGACUCCACCACCUCCACCACCUCCACCCCCACCGAAGAAAAAGACAAAGAAAGAGCUGGAGAGAGAAGAGAAAUGGGAAGAAGAGUUGAUUGACAGCUUGGGCGGGAUCGAGGUGUGGGCUGCCAUGAGCGAUAUGGAAAGGAGGGAUCUGAGGAAAGCGAAGUUUGAAGCGGAGAUGGGCGGUUGGGAUUGA